This is a messenger RNA of Gopherus flavomarginatus (Mexican gopher tortoise), 3747 nucleotides long. It is a transcript of the gene KTN1, whose product is annotated as kinectin 1. The record is from RefSeq and is a predicted model, not a curated record. The coding region runs from base 480 to 3101 and encodes 873 amino acids. NCBI's taxonomy places the organism in Eukaryota, Metazoa, Chordata, Testudines, Testudinidae. Gene Ontology annotation, cellular component: endoplasmic reticulum membrane. Gene Ontology annotation, molecular function: kinesin binding. The transcript is spliced from 27 exons. Gene Ontology annotation, biological process: protein transport; microtubule-based movement.
GCAGGGACCGACUCGGCUGCUCCGCCUCCUCCGGCCGCCGCCGCUGCGGGAUUCGCGGCUCCGCUCGGGCCGCCGCAGGAAGUGUUGAACACCUGCAGCUCCCAUUGACUUCAGCUAGAGUUGUGGAUGGAUGACAUUUUUGCAUAUCAGACCCAAGAGAGCUGAAUCAAAUUUAUUUCUGGCUUUAACUGCCACACAGUUCAGAGUUGGAGCAGAAACUAGAACCCUCCCAGAUAUUGGAGUACAUGUAGCAGCACUUCAGCAAGGGCACCCACUCUCAGCCCCCUGGCUUCCCUGGCCGUCACCUCUGUUGGGUGGAGACACGCAACUCUCUCCCUUCUGACGGGGAUGUGUCCAGGCUGAACAGUUCCAUGUCUUCACUGUGUUAUUCCUAGCAGAUACCACACAGUAUCUGUGCAAGCCUGUUUUAUGAAGAUUUUUUUCUUUUUUUUUAAAGGAAGUAGUUCAGAAAAAGCACAAUGGAGUUUUAUGAGUCUACCUAUUUUAUCAUCCUCAUUCCUUCAGUGGUUAUUACAGUCAUCUUCCUAUUCUUCUGGCUUUUCAUGAAAGAAACAUUAUAUGAUGAAGUCCUUGCAAAACAAAAAAGGGACCAAAAGUUUCUGCCUUCUAAGAUGGAUAAAAAGAAAACUGAGAAGAAAAAGAACAAAAGGAAAGAUGCUCAGAAUGGGAACCUCCACGAGUCGGAUUCUGAGAGCACACCUCGGGAGUUUAAACUGUCUGAUGCCCUGAUUGCAGAUGAAGAGCACAUACUUCCUGUUCCCUUGGGUCUGACUGAAGCUUCGAGCAGCGUUAGAGAACGGAAGAAGAAGGAGAAGAAACAUAAGACUGUGCAAGAGGAGCACGUGUCUAAGGAAUCAGAAGGAUCCAAGCCUGCAGGCAAGAAAAUUGAACCAGUCCCUGUUACGAAACAGCCCACUCCACCCUCUGAAGCAGCAGGAUCGAAGAAGAAACCUGGGCAGAAGAAGCAGAAAAAUGGAAUCGAUGACCAGGAUUCAAAGAGUGAGUCAUUUACGUCUCCUACCAAAAAACAAGACCCCCUGCUGUUCCAGCAUGAGAUAAAACAAGAAAGUGGAUCGGGAAAGAAGAAAGUUUCUACAAAGAAACAAAAAAUUGACAAUGUUGCAGCUUUGGUUGAUGAGCCUCUUAUUCAUGCAACUACGUACAUUCCUUUGAUGGAUAACUCUGAUCUGAACCCUUUGGCGGAAAAGAGAGAAGUGGCUGAUGUGGGAAAACAAGACACAGCCGAGAUGAUCCAGAAAAGCGGUGCUAAGAAACUGAAGAAUGAAACUGAUAAAGAAAAUGCCGAAGUAAAGUUUAAGGACUUUCUCUUGGCUAUGAAGAGCAUGAUCUUCACUGAAGAUGAGGCCCUUUGUGUGGUUGAGCUGCUAAAGGAGAAAUCCAGUGUGAUACAGGAUGCCUUGCAGAAGGCUAGUAAGGAAGAUUCAGCUGCAACUAUGCACCAGCUACAAGAAAAAGACAAAAUGCUUGCUGCUCUGAAGGAAGAAGCUGCUGUUACAAAGGAUCAGUGCAAGCAGCUAACUCAGGAACUGGUUGCAGAGAAGGAGAGAAGCAAUUUGGUUACGACAAAGAUGAGAGAACGAAUCAACGUGCUAGAAAAGGAGCACGGUACUUUUCAGAGCAAGAUCCACGUUAGCUACCAGGAAAACCAGGGGAUGAAGAUGAAGUUCCAGCAACUUCGUGAGCAGAUGGAGGCUGAGAUAGGCCACCUGAAGCAGGAAAAUGGUAUCCUGAGAGAUGCUGUCAGUACUUCUACCAACCAGAUGGAAAGCAAGCAGUCUAGUGAACUGAACAAAUUGCGUCAGGAUUGUGCUAGGCUUGUGAAUGAACUGACGGAGAAGAACAAUAAAUUGCAGCAGGAGGAACUCCAAAAGAAAAAUACAGAGCAAACAAUUGGCCAGCUAAAGGCCCAACAGCAGGAAGCAGAGAGGAGAUGGGAGGAAAUCCAGGCCUAUCUCAGGAAAAGGAUAGCAGAACAUGAAGCAGCACAACAAGAUGUGCAGAAUAAGCUUGUGGCCAAAGACAAUGAAGUCCAGAGCCUGCACAGCAAACUUACUGAUACAAUAGUGUCUAAACAACAGCUGGAGCAAAGGAUGUUGCAGUUAAUGGACGCUGAACAAAAGAGGGUCACUGCAGAGGAUUCUGUGCAGUUGCAGGUGCAGGAGCUGAUGGAGCAGAAUGAGGCUUUGAAAGCUCAGCUUCAGAAGUUUCAUUCACAAAUGGCAGCCCAGAGCUCUGCUUCAGUCCUGGCAGAAGAACUACAGAAAGUGAUUGCAGAAAAGGACAAACAGAUAAAGCAGGUGGAGGACUCUUUAGUCAAUGAACAUGCCAAUCUAGCCGGCAAGGAGGAGGAGCUCAAGGUUAUACAGAAUAUGAAUUUAUCCCUAAAAGCAGAGGUGCAGAAGUUACAGGCUUUGACAAAUGAACAGGUGGCUGCUGCACAUGAACUGGAGAGGAUGCAGAAAAGUAUUCAUAUUAAAGAUGACAAAAUAAGAGCACUUGAAGAACAGCUACAAGGACAACUUGCCCAGGUCUCAAACACAAGGGAAGAAUUUAAGGUUCUUAAGGAUCAAAACAAAGCUUUGCAAUCGGAAGUUCAAAAACUGCAGGCUCUCUUGUCCGAGCAGGCUAAUAAAGAACUGUUGGAGCAAAUGGAAAGGAGUAUUACUGAAAAGGAUGAAAAGAUUAAGACGGUUGAAGAACUGCUGGAAGCUGGGCUCAUACAAGUGGCUAAUAGGGAGGAGGAAUUGAAGGCACUGCGAGCAGAAAAUUCAUCCUUGAAAAAAGAAGUUCAAAAUCUGCAAAUUCAGCAAUCAGAGCAGGUUUCUUUCGAAUCAGUGGUGGAAGAACUUCAGAAAGUAAUCCAUGAGAAGGAUGGAAAGAUAAAAUCGGUGGAAGAACUCCUGGAGGCUGAAGUCCUCAAAGUUGCAAACAAGGAGAAAACGGUUCAGGCUUUCACACAGGAAAUAGAGGCUCUGAAAGAAGAAGUAGGACAUUCCCAGCUUGAGAUGGAAAAACAGGUAUCAAUCGCUUCACAAGUCAAUGACCUUCAGAACCUGUAAGUACUGUUACUUUAACAGAAGCGUAUAAUCUGCUCUCUGGCAUCCUUCUUCAGAUUUUGUUUUAAGGACAUUUCAACUUCUCUGAUGUCCAUUCUGUGUGAAAUGAGCAAAUAGUGUUGUUGGACAAGCAUCCUUAUUACGAAUGCCAUUGCCAUAGCGAGGCUAUUUGCUGAGAUCACCGAGCAGGUUGUCAGGUGUUCAGUGGGCAUAGAGACCCAACUACUUGACAGGUGCUACAUCCAAGUCAGAGUUGAGAAACGCUGGCAGGGCAGUGUGGGACAUUUACACUGGAAUCCUUUCUGUACUUAUGUGGAAAAAUACGACUUAAUCUCCAAGACUAUCCAUUCAGCCCCUUUCGUGUGGAGCGGGGAAGUAUCUUGAGACAAGGAGAAAUGGUGUGUGGAAUCACUGCAGUAUAUAUCAGUGCAGAAUUUCAGUCCACUUUGAUUUAAUGAGCUGUAGCAUUGAUCAAGUGCGUCUUCCAUUUCACUCUGCUUUUGCAGGGAGCUUGAAAGUGUUUGUACUCCUGUUCAGCUGGCAUAAACUGCAGUGGAGCCUUUGAUCAUGCAGCUUGCUCUAGUUUGUUAUGCACUUGCUGCACAGUUUUAAGUUCUUUUUCAAAUGGCUAAAACACUUUUUUGUGCAU